Molecule: messenger RNA, 3766 nt
Organism: Cololabis saira (Pacific saury)
Lineage: Eukaryota; Metazoa; Chordata; Actinopteri; Beloniformes; Belonidae
Gene: lrrc32
Product: leucine rich repeat containing 32
Exons: 4
Coding region: 237-2228 (663 amino acids)
Cellular component (GO): extracellular matrix
Molecular function (GO): protein binding
Source: RefSeq, a predicted model, not a curated record
CUGGGAGAUGUGGAGGCAGGAGUCAGCUGAGAGGAGCUCUUCGCUUUCUCUAUCGAUCUGUGAGUGGGUGUGUGAGGAUGUGAGACCCACAUGGUCUGGAGGCGCCCCCAAGUUUAGUCGUCAGCUGAACGUCAGGUUUUUCAGCAGAACACAAGGUGGCCAGUGUAGUUGACGUGAGAAGUGCCGCAGCACGAGCUCGUAAGAAAAACAAAAAAACCCCGUCGGUAUUUUAGGGCAUGAAAAACCCACCGGGAAGCACCAUGGCUGCUUCCCAGCUGCUGCUCCUGCUGUUGGCCGGCUGCGUGGCAGCAUCCGUGGGUCCUCCCCGGCAGCUCUCCCCGUGCCAGGUGGUCCAGCACGAUGUGUUCUGCAGCAAUCUGAGCCUCCGAGGUGCACCGCUCAACCUCCCUCACCCCGUCCAAAUGCUGGAUCUUUCACGAAAUAGGGUUCAAAACCUGACUCAGGAAACUCUGGCUUUCCACACCGGCUUCCACUACCUGAAUCUUCACUCAAACAAGAUUCACUUCAUCCAGCCCGGGCUUUUCAAAGACAUGACGGAUCUGAGAGUCCUGGACCUUUCCAAGAAUCACCUCAAUGUCGUUGCAAGCUCCAGAGUAAACGUCGGCCCUCUCACAGCUGUGGAGUCUCUCGACCUGUCGAGUAACGGGCUGAGCACGGAGAUGACGGACUAUUUCCUGGCCGAUUCGCCGUCGCUGACGAACCUUUCUCUGAACAGCAACAGCAUCACAAAAAUAGCUCAGAACACCUUUAGUGGAUCUUUGUCGCUGAGGAAAAUCAGCUUCCACAACAAUGUGAUCCUGGAGAUUGAAGAUGGAGCUUUUGAGCCCUUGGACAAUCUGACCGAGCUGGAUCUGUCCAAGAACUCAAUCAUGUGCAUCAAAGACUUUAAUCUGUACAACUUGGUGGUUUUAAAUCUCAACAAGAACAGUAUUGAUAAUUUUCAAAGCACACAGUCGAGCGGGCUGUUCAAGCUUCGCUCCCUGGAUCUGAGCGAAAACAAAAUGCUUUACUUCCCACUCCUCCCGGAGAUGAACACACUUGAAUAUCUGGACAUAUCACGGAACCACCUCCAGGCUGUCAAUGUCACAGGAAGCAAGGACGAGAGGAUGAUCAUUAAUCUGAGUUUCUUGAGAUUCUUGGACAUGAGCUACAACCAACUCCAAAGCGUACCAGAGUCCUUUUUCUACUGCAUGGGUUCACUGGAGGUCCUGAACAUGAGUAAGAACUGCAUCUCCUCCUUUUCUGUCACUAAUAAAGAAGUCCUGAGGAGAGUGAAGGUCAUCAACCUCAGCUAUAAUUACCUGCAGACUCUAACCUUUAAGGAAAACUCUCUGCAGUGUCUAGAAAAGCUCUUCUUACAAGGAAACGACCUCACAACUCUGGAUCACCAAAUAUUUCAAAGGCUCCCGAGCAUCAGAUGCCUGCAGCUCCAGGAGAACAACCUGAAAAUCUGUACUUCUGAGCAAAACCAACAGGAAGCGGUUGUGACCGGCCAGAACCACCUGCAGCUUCCUGGCUGCGUGUCAUUUACUUCUGUUAAGAACUUGCACUUCCUGAACAUCUCUGAAAACAAUCUGAGGACCCUGUGUGCAAAUGCGUUUGUGAAUACCUCUCUGAAGGUACUGGACCUGUCGUUCAACGCUGGUUUGGAGUUGCACGAUGGGUCCCUUUCUGGUCUUGAGCAUUCCCUGGUUCACAUUUUCCUGAAGGAAAAUAACAUUUCAAGUCUCAACACUGAGCUGUCCUCGCUGAGGAGCAUCAAACAUGUCGACUUGUCCGCCAACCAGCUGAGCAGGUUACCAAAGUUGCACAAAGACUCGUCCAUCGAAUCCUUAAACGUGCAGAACAACAACCUGGUCACGCUGGACCACCAAACCUUCCACGUGCUGGAGCACUCGCUGAAGACCCUCUACAUGGGCUCCAACCCUCUGAGCUGCUGCGACAGCAUUGGCUUCCUGCACAUGGUGAGGCACUCGAGGGUGGUCGUUCCCGACAUCGAAGCAGUGACCUGCGUCCACGACGAUUUCUCGGAACCCGUCAGCAUCGUGAACGUGACCAAGGAGAUGUGUCACCGACCAGAAGUCCCCAAAUAUGCCAGCUUUUUUGUGGUGCUGUUGAUAGUUGUCUUGGCCUGCCUCCUGGGGGCCGUGGUGUUCAAAUGUUGCCACCUAAGGAAACAAAAGCACAUGAGAUCUUUUAACGCUUAGAGUGAAAGAACGUUGCAGCUGAGACGCACGGGGACUGAAGUGUGAAUGUGCACUCUGGAGCCACGCUGAGCCGCCUGACGCCUCCAUUCUUGGAUUACUCCCGUGAGCAUCUACGGCCAGAUGGCAGCGACAGGAAAAUCACAAAAAAGAAGGUUUAGGAUUAGCCAAAAUGGACUGAUCCGUCUUUAAAGCCCUGGCUUUGUACAAUUUAAGAUAAUUUCAGUUCACACCUGCAAGCUUUUCACACACCUUCACAAUAUCUAGGAAGAGGUGCCCAAACCAACAACUGCAAGUAAAAGUAAAACGAACGUAGCAUCAUAAAAGUGUUUAGGUUCUGUUUUUUUUUUAAAUGGAGAGCAUCAACAUGUUGCUUGAAGGUCAACUUAUCUUGAGUUAUAGUGCCAAGGUAUCUUCACUGAUGCCGGACUGCAGGAGGACUCUGAAGUCCAAGUCUGCCACCUUCAGCGAGGACAUCGAGUCAUCAGCGUAUUUGAUGACUUCUUGAGCAACAUUAACUCGCAGUGAGGAUGGGAUAACGGUGUCCAUCCGAAGUUUGGGUGAACUGAAUGCACUUUUAAAUUACAGUUUUUAGUAGCAUCUGGUGAGAGUUUGAAGAAUGGGAUGAAGCAAAAUGUGACGUGGCUUUACAAAGCAAGUCCACGUUUUUAAGACUUAAACAUGAAAAACAAAUCCUGCUUUCACUGAGACUUGGAAAAAAAACACCAGAGGAAAACAAUAAAACCACUUCUUCAUCACCAGCUAACCUACAGUUGCACAGGUCGUCCAAGCACACACGCCUCACGCAAUUUAUUGAAUGUAGAAAAGAAGAAUACACACUAUAAUGCUUUCACGUGACAGCAAUGUAGCAUCAACACCUCUGACUGAAACACUCAACUGAAUGUUUGAGUUGUGCUCCUUCAGGUUUUAUUGUACAGACUAACUGAUAUUGGUCUUUUCAUGUUCAGAAUCACUAUGUUUACAUAAACUGCAGCAUUUGAAACUACGUCAGGGGUCGGCCUGAAGACAGGAAACUAAGGAUAGCAGCUGAAAUUAUCUUGUAAACACAGUAAUCAGAUUCCACUUGAAGGCAGUAAAUGUUCCCAGUUUCCUGUUUGCUUCAUGUCCUGAGCUCCCAGAUGUUUGGAUCCGUGGUUCCUACGGUCCUAUCGUUCCAGCGUCCUACGGCCUGAGAAGUUCCCAGGAUUAUGUGUUUCUGUGCUUCCAUAUCAUGAGGAUUACAAUUUUUUACGGUUAUAUAUAUUCCUAAUUAUUCAUUUUUUAAACAUCCCAGUAUUCAGAUGUUUUCUCGAUGCUAAAUUUCAUGCGUCCGCUGUUCCCAACAGGGCGUUUCUUUGUGCAUCAAGACUCCAACUUAAGCUUCGGCUUCAUGUUUUAUCAAUUUCACAGUUUUUGCCAUUUGUUUUAAAACGACUCCCAUCAUGAAGCAAAUACACACCUGCAGAACAUCUCCUCAGGCCCCCAGCAGGAGUUGUACCAACAUGUGGAUCCGCAAGACGAACACACUAGAACUGGUGAAC